Messenger RNA from Hordeum vulgare subsp. vulgare (domesticated barley), 2709 nucleotides. Its product is annotated as disease resistance protein RGA4-like. The coding region runs from base 1 to 2709 and encodes 902 amino acids. Lineage: Eukaryota; Viridiplantae; Streptophyta; Magnoliopsida; Poales; Poaceae. Gene Ontology annotation, molecular function: ADP binding. The transcript is spliced from 2 exons. The record is from RefSeq and is a predicted model, not a curated record. Gene Ontology annotation, biological process: defense response to other organism.
AUGGAGGCAGCUGUGAUACGUAGCGUCAUCGGAGUUGUGGUAAUGAAGCUCCACAAAAUGAUCGAAGAAGACAGCAUGCUGAGGUACGACCUUAAGAAAUUGCUUCGCUAUAUGAAGAAGGAGAUGCAGAUGAUGAACGAUGCCAUCAUCACGUAUGGGAAGUCCAAGGACCAUUGGCUGUGGAUACUUGAGCUGCAGGAGCUGGCGUACGACAUGGAGGACUGCCUAGAUAUCUUCGAGGAGAAGGCAGCCUGCGAGGCUGGCAUGCCUUGGUACCGCCGCAGACUUCACCAGUUUAAAACAGUGGACAUCCGUACUCAGUUUGCCAGAGAGCUCACAGAUCUCAAGCAACGCGCGCUGGAGGCAUCUGGGCGGAGGGAUAGAUACAUCAGCACCAACACCCUAUCUGCACCAGAGCCAGACACCUCCUCAAAUUCCACCUCCUACACCCCGGAGGCUGAGCUUGUGGGCAUCACCAAGCCAAAGGAAGUGCUUCUAAAGUUGCUCUGGGAGAAAGAGAGACCAAGGAGGGUGAUCUCCAUCCUGGGACCUCGUGGAAUUGGGAAAACAACCCUUGCUAGGGCAAUCUAUGAUGAUGCUGAUAUCAAGAACCGGUUUCCAUGGCGUGCUUGGGUUGUGGCCUCAGAGCACAGAGGAGACAAAGAGCUCCUGAAGGAGAUAGUCCGACAAGUGGAGGCCCCGUCUUCCUCUUCUGAUGUGGAUCAUGGUGAAAAUCUCAACAAGCAUCUGCAGGUUAAAUCAAGGUACUUGAUUGUAAUUGAUGACGUGCAAACUUCUCUACUGGACACAAUCAGACCUUACCUCCCUGAUAAUGGCAGAAUCAUUGUGACCACAAGCAUGCAGUCCAUAGCAAAUACCUGCAGCACCAAUACAAGUUAUAUAUACAGAAUGGAAGCUCUUAGUGAUGAUGAUUCCAAAGCUUUGCUUUUCAAAAUUGUUCUUGGUGAUGUGACAAAAUCUCCUUCACUUCAUCUUGAGGAAGGUUCCAAAAGCAUAUUAAGGAAAUGUGAAGGUUUACCACUUGGUAUAGUUAACAUUGCUAAUUAUUUGAAAGAACAAGGAUCAGAGAAGAUCACAAACACUAGUUGCGACAAGAUGUGCAGAAACCUAGGUUCUCAUAUGCAUAGUAAUGGUGCUCUUGGAAGAAUGAAGCAAGUGCUCAUCCAUAGCUAUGACAAUCUACCUGGCCAUGAUCUAAAAAACUGCUUGCUUUCUGUAAGCAUUUACCCAAAGGAUCAGCCAAUCAAAAGAAAAAGGCUAGUUAGAAGAUGGUUAGCCGAAGGAUUCGUGGUCAAAGUCGUCAAUCGCAAAGACGAGGAUGUUGCUUGCGAACAUUUUGACAGCUUGAUCAACAGGAGUAUCAUUCAGCCAGUAGAGAUAAGCAACAGUGUUGGGGUGAGCACGUGUCGUCUUCAUGGUAUAAUGCUUGAUUUCAUAGUCCACAAGUCAGCCUCUGAGAACUUCAUUACUCUGAUUCACAAUGAUGAGAUCAUAACAAAUGCAAAUUAUGAUUGUGCUAUCCGUCGACUCUCUCUCCACAAACUUACUGAAGAAGGUGGCAGAGCAGUAAUGGGAAUAGAUAUAUCCCGGAUAAGGUCACUAACAAUCUUUGGGCAUACUAGUCAAGCUCUUGUUGAUUUUCACAAGAGCAAGUUGCUGCGAGUGUUAGAUCUUGAAAAUUGCAAGGAGCUUAGGGAUUGUGACCUUGACAGCAUAUGCACAUUGUUGCAACUGAAGUAUCUGAACCUUAGGGGCACUGGUGUCAGCAAGCUCCCAAAGGAAAUAUCAAAGCUGCUCCAUUUGGAAACACUGGACAUACGGGACACAAGAGUGAACAUGUUGCCUAAGGAGGUUCUCAGUCUACCAGAGUUAACUCACCUGUUUGGCAAAUUUAAGCUGCCUUGUGAACUUGGCAUAACUGCUACAAGGGCUAGCAGUCAGACUCGGACCAUAUUUUCGGGGGAUAGCAAAUUGGAAACUCUGGCAGGCUUUGUGCUGGGUGAGACCCAUUUUCAACAGAUUAUACUCAAUAUGAAGAAAUUGAGGAAGGUUAAGGUACUGGCCGAGAGUACUCCAAGUAGUGAUAUAAUUGGGCAUCUAGUUUCUUCCUUCAAAAAGCGUCUUAUCAGCUCCAAUCCUCUUGAUUCUCUAUCAGUUGAUUUCGGUGAUCACUCCAUAGAUUUCCUUGACACUCUUGAUGCCUCCGGUUGUUCUCUUACUUCGAUCAAACUACAUGGCUGCCUAACGAGUUUGCCUAUCUUCAUCACAUCACUGCUUGGACUAUCGAAGUUGCAUCUUGUAUCAACUGGCUUAGACAGCAGCAUUCUAUCAACACUGCAAGAAUUACAUCUACUGAUUUGUCUGAAGUUAGUUGAGAAUCGCCUUGAAUUUGGCAAUGGCAGCUUUACUGUUGAAAAGAAGGGAUUCCAAAGCCUACAACGACUCUACAUUCAGGCCAAAAAGCUUCCAAAAUUUAAUAUUGCCAAAGGGGCUAUGCAGCAUCUCUACUCUCUUCAGUUGAUUUCUGAAGACAUCAGUGGUGUUCAUGAAGAUACGGUUAAACAUCUGAAGGGUCUCAAGGAAGUAACACUUGAUCAUUCGGUUGGUGAUGACACAAGGAAAUCAUGGGAAGCAGAACUGAAGCAGCAUAAAAACAGGCCAUUGUUAUGGAUUAAAACUGAUGCCUGA